UUUGACCACGGUAGAAACAGCAGGGCUGGUUAUGUAACCUAUGAGUACCUAUCAUACAUAAUUUCGUUAUGUAUUUAUGUUGGCAAUUGAACAGGAGAGAUUCUAGUAUCAUUUUCUGUUUUUUUUUGGAAAUCCUGAUAUUGUCCACACGUGAAACUACCGGCAGAUGGAAAGGUAAAAGAAUUCCACAUCGGGCGCUGAAACCUCUUCUGCAGAAGCUGAAUGAACAUCAUCAUCAGUUGCCUGUUGAUCCCAGGAGGUUAUUGGAUACACCUCGUUGUAAACCGGAAAUGCAGCCAAUCGAUGGAGGUUAUUAUUGGCAUAACAGUAUAGAACUCUGCUUACGCUCCUUCUUCGAAAAUAUGACAGAAUCAUGCACAGCAUCUAUCAAUAUUAAUAUCGAUGGACUUCCGUUGUACAAGAACGGAACAGCACAAAUAUGGCCAAUACUUGUCAACGUAUCAGAAAGACCCGAAAUUCCACCCAUGAUAGCAGGGAUUUUCUAUGGAAAUAAUAAGCCUAAACGCGUUGAACAGUUUCUAGCCCCGUUCGUGGAGGAAAUGCUUCCAAUCAUAGAACAGGGAGUAAUCAUAAAGGAACAUAAAUUAACAGUUAAAGUUCGUUCAAUAAUAUGCGACGCACCUGCUAGAGCGUUUGUUAAGGGUGUUGUGAACUUCAAUUCCAUACAUGGUUGUCUCAAGUGUUGUACAAUUGGUGAAUAUUCCAAAGAGUUGCGAACAACAAUCUUUCCUCAAACAAGUGCUGAGCGUAGAACCAACCUUGGUUUCCGUGACAGACUAUAUGGCAAGCACCAUCAAGAUCACAAAACACAUCAGGAUAGAAAAAUCAUAAGAACACCUAUAGAAACACCUUUUUUGAGAUUACCUAUCGAUAUGGUUGAAGAUUUUAUUGUCUCUGAUUCUCUUCAUCUGCUCCAUCUAGGAGUGAUGAAAAAAUUACUUCUGACCUACAGAGAUGGGCAUAAAAAUAUUUUCAAAUGGUCUGCAAAAACCCUGAAGGAAAUUUCGAAACUGUUAGUUCAAAUUAAACUUCCAAUCGAAAUUCACCGUUCCGUACGUGGAAUGGACUAUGUGAACCACUGGAAGGCUUCGGAGUUUGGAUCGUUUCUGAAUUACAUAGGAAUUGUUGUUCUCAGGCACUUUUUGAAUGAAGAUCAUUAUAAGAACUUUGUAAGACUUUUUUGCGCAAAUACGAUCUGCUCAACGAAUUAUUACCAGCGCUUUUUACCAGUAGCAAAAGUAUUAUUCAAAGAAUUCAUAGCGGAUUAUCAUGACCAUUUUGGAUCAGUAACAAGUAAUAUCCAUAAUCUAGUUCAUGUCGUCGAAGAGGUUGAGACAAAAGGUCCGCUCCCAUCUAUUUCAACAUACCCUUUUGAAAACCAUUUGUAUCAAAUCAAAAAGACGGUUAGAUCAGGUAGGCUUCCAUUAUCUCAAAUAAUUAACAGAAUGGCAGAAAAAGAUAAACUUCGUUACAAAAAUUCUCACCAUAAUCAUGUUUAUCCGACUUUCGAGGAACAGUCAAAAACCGACAGUUCCAUAUUUUUGAGGAUUUCACUCAGUUUGCAUUUCACAUUAAGAUCAAAUUUCACUGAUAAAUGGUUUUUGACCAAACAGCAUCAGAUAAUUGCUAUGGAUUUCACUAAAUUUGAUGGUAUAUUCGGGAAGCAAAUGAUUACGCAAAACCAAAAUCUAUUUAUAGACCCAAUUGAUUCGACUUGUUUAAAUGUAUUCAUGAUUAAUAGCGCCCCAACUUACGACGAACAGCGGAUCUAUCAGAUAGACAGUAUAUUAUGUAAGCUUGUAGUAGUGGCUAAUGGAAACGAUAUGACUUUUAUACCAAUGGUACACACGCUACCAACAAAUAUGCAAAUGUAA
This is a messenger RNA of Armigeres subalbatus, 1895 nucleotides long. RefSeq lists its product as uncharacterized. Lineage: Eukaryota; Metazoa; Arthropoda; Insecta; Diptera; Culicidae. The record is from RefSeq and is a predicted model, not a curated record. The coding region runs from base 69 to 1895 and encodes 608 amino acids. The transcript is spliced from 4 exons.